GUAACAAUCUAUACGCAAAGCUCGCCGGUGCGACAUAUAGUAGACAGUGUGAGAGAACAUUUUUGAUGUGUUUUGGAAAACGUCUUUUUUGAGUUUUUCGAAAAUAAAUAUUUUUUUUUGAAAAAUAUUUUCGAGCACUUUUUGUGCCGCUUAGAGUGCAUUGUGUAUUACAGUGUUAUUUUUUUUUUUGGGAAACUUGGUGAAGAUGUUGGAGUUUUAUCCGAAUUUGAAUAUCAAUCCGGUUCUUUUACCGGACCAUAAUUUGCAAAACUCUGAAAGUCAUGAUAGAAACGACGACGCCUUGAUCAAAUGCGAGAAAAAUUAUGAAAUAUGUGAGGGUUGCGGACAAAAAAUUCACGAUAGGUAUUUAAUGAGAGUUGCGGAUUCAAGUUGGCACGAACAUUGCCUUUCUUGUUGUAUAUGUGGAGUAUUACUCAAUCAAACUUGUUAUACAAGAAACACCAAAGUUUAUUGCAAAACAGAUUACGACAGAAUAUUUGGUAUAAAAUGUUCGAGAUGUGGGGAUCGUCUUUUACCCCACGAAAUGGUUAUGAGAGCACAACAACACGUUUACCAUUUGCCUUGUUUCGUUUGCGUAGUAUGCUGUCAACCGUUACAAAAAGGCGAGCAAUUUGUCUUACGCGCUGGACAAUUAUUCUGCAGACAAGACUUCGAAAAAGAAAUGUACCUUAUGCAACAAGCAAGUUCGGGAGACGAUGAUAUUUUAGACGAAGGAAAUCGACCGCGCGACGGAAGAAGAGGUCCAAAACGACCGAGAACGAUAUUAACCUCGGCUCAACGGAGACAAUUUAAAGCAUCUUUUGAAGUCAGCCCGAAACCGUGCCGAAAAGUCCGGGAAGCUUUAGCGAAAGAAACCGGGUUAAGCGUGCGGGUGGUUCAAGUGUGGUUUCAAAACCAAAGGGCUAAAAUGAAGAAGAUACAAAGGAAAGCGAAACAGGACGACGGCAAAGGCACUUCAGAAAAGGAGAAGGGUGAGAAACACGACAAAGUUAUUAAACAAGAAUCACCGUCUAGCGAACAUGGACAUUACAUGGGCCUCGGCAAUAUUGGCGACUCACAUUUUCCAACCUCAACGAGACCGCUUAAUCCCAAUAUACCAUAUUCUCCAGACGAUGCAUAUCCAGCACAUUCAGGUGAAAGUUUCUGCAGUUCAGAUAUAUCAUUGGACGACAGUACAAAUUUCGAUCAUUUAGACGAAGGAACAUCUGAUACGAUGUCGAUUCAAAACUUGGAACUCCAAUCAACCCAUCAACAUAGUCACGAAACGAUGUCCGCGACGGGUAUAGCAAACCCCAUCGAUAAACUCUACCUAAUGCAAAAUUCUUACUUCAAUUCGGAACAAUGAAAGGCGGAGUUAUAAUCUGUCUAUCUUCAGUAUUUACUUUUCUAGUCAAUUCCACGAAAAGAAAAAAUAAUAAAAAAAACUUGAACUGAUUGUUUUUUCUAAUGUUGAAUGGAAUUUAAACUCAAAAAGUUUUUUAAAAUGUUGUGGAUAAAAAUGUGGUGUAUGAAAAUUUAAAUGUAUAUAUGUACACAAACUACAAUUUUAGGGUAUAGAUUUAACGGUAUUGCUCUUAUAGGAGACAAAGUGCAGGCUGUUUGUUUUUUAAGACAAAGUUGUGUAAUAUAUUAAGAACUCAUUUUUAAACAUAUUGUAUAGGCCUUAGAAACGGUCAAUCUGAGGUAUUAAUUCUUAAAUUUAGGAUUAAAUACAAAUGCUCGGGAAAUUAAAACAUUCUAACUUUAAAUAAAAUUAACAUAUUUUCUCAUGUUUUAAGUUGAAAUGUUAGGAAGCACUUUAAUUACAUUAUACUAAAUAGUUUUUGUACAUAUCGUACAACUAUGAUUUGUUUUUAGAGCUUUUUAAAUAGUUUCCCGGGACAGCUGUAUAUAAAACACGUGGUAUCUCACAGAAUAGAUUAUUCCAGUCGAAUUAUUAAUUGUGAUGAUAUAUUUUGCCAAA
Molecule: messenger RNA, 1984 nt
Organism: Onthophagus taurus
Lineage: Eukaryota; Metazoa; Arthropoda; Insecta; Coleoptera; Scarabaeidae
Gene: Lmx1a
Product: LIM homeobox transcription factor 1 alpha
Biological process (GO): regulation of transcription by RNA polymerase II; neuron differentiation
Cellular component (GO): nucleus
Molecular function (GO): DNA-binding transcription factor activity, RNA polymerase II-specific; RNA polymerase II transcription regulatory region sequence-specific DNA binding
Source: RefSeq, a predicted model, not a curated record